GCGACCCUGACUACCCUUCCCAGGCUCUUCAUGGAAAGAAGCCCAGUCUCCCUUGUACAUAAAGCACCUCUGUGAGAACAGCAUUCAGUCCUAGAGAGUGACCCAGAAAGAGAAGAAGACUGGCUACUCUACACAGGCACUGCUAAUAGCCUUGUACCAUCCACAAUGUAACAGAGCACUCCAACUCUGUGAAAGUGGCAAGAUGCCCACAGUUGGGGAUGAGUGGGUCCCUGAGGAACAGGAAUCUGUAACCGGCAAGUUACAGCGUAAAAUGAAGCAGUCUCCUCUUGUUCCAGUGGGUCUGCUUGGAUUUGCUGUGAUUGUCGUUUAUGGACUUUACAGACUGAAACAACGGGGCAAUGUAAAAAUGUCAGUUCACCUGAUUCAUACACGGGUAGCUGCACAAGCCUGUGUUGUGGGAGCUACUGCCUUAGGAACUACAUACGCCAUGUACAAGGAAUACAGGGAGAAAAAGGCAACUGAGAGAGAAGCUGUGAAACAAAAUGGAAGACGUUCUACCAAGGAGUAAAGGAUGUGUCUCAUGACCUAACCAGGCUAUGACUCGCACCUAGGAGAGAUCUGCUCCUUUUUUCUGCUUUUAUAGUUUUACUUCCAGAGGACGAUUAUAAAGUACAUUACUCUGGCACUUGAUAAAUUAUUCUUCCAUAUCCCAGAUAACCAUAGAGGACAGCACCGAAAUCUGCAGACUAAGCAGUAUAGAAAAAAACUACGUAUUUACUCUCCUUACGUAGCUCUGGGGCCAUUGUAAUGCAUUUGUAGAUGUAGAAUGUGAUUGGGACAAAAAAAGAAACAAAGAUAAUACACGAUUUCUGUACAGAAACAGUGACAUUGCAAUAACCAAUUUUCUGCUAUUACUGGAUCAACAGCUGAUAAUACAUGGUACAUAUAUAUACAGAUGUAGCUGAGCCAAAAUUGACUGAUAACCAAGAUAAUGCUGUGCCAUGUCUUUUCUCGUGACAAAAGCCAUUUAAAAGUUAUCUUAUUCUUACCAUACUUUACUUAACGUGUUAACCAUGAAGUUUAGCUUGGCUGCAUCUGUAGUUAGAUUAUAUACCCACAUAUUUUUAUGUAUGAUACACACAUUUACAGUGUAAGUAUCAAGUACUCAUUGAUAUUUCAGUAGAACGAUUCCAUCACUGUCCAAUUACUACAAGUCAGUUGCUUUUAGAACAAUCACAGAGAGCUCCUAUUUUUGUGUGUGACAUCAAGGCCAGAUGUAGUACGUGCCUUGCUCCCUUCCCUGCAGCUGUGCCGCCGAA
This is a messenger RNA of Bufo bufo (common toad), 1280 nucleotides long. It is a transcript of the gene HIGD1B, whose product is annotated as HIG1 hypoxia inducible domain family member 1B. Gene Ontology annotation, cellular component: mitochondrion. Bases 203 to 529 code for a protein of 108 amino acids. The record is from RefSeq and is a predicted model, not a curated record. Lineage: Eukaryota; Metazoa; Chordata; Amphibia; Anura; Bufonidae. Gene Ontology annotation, biological process: mitochondrial respirasome assembly. The transcript has 4 exons.